Molecule: messenger RNA, 747 nt
Organism: Centruroides sculpturatus (bark scorpion)
Lineage: Eukaryota; Metazoa; Arthropoda; Arachnida; Scorpiones; Buthidae
Exons: 2
Coding region: 1-747 (248 amino acids)
Source: RefSeq, a predicted model, not a curated record
AUGAACUUCACUCUUUCAGUUGUUGAAUGCCAAGCAGAAGGCAUUGGCAUAUGGAGGUUAAUUUNAAGUGGUUGGACUGUAAAUAAAAAACCAAAAAUUGCUGAUGUUAAGAUCUGUGAUUUGAACUCUCAAGAAAAUUUAACUUUAAAAUGUACUGAAACUUAUCAGAAAGAUUCACCUGCAUUAAAUUACAAUCUAACUCCUUGUAAUUCUUCUGAAUGCAGUAAACAAGGUGAACUUUCUAUAUCUGAUUUAGCAACAGAAUCAUCAAGUUCGAUGAAGACUUGUGAAAUAUCGUUUGAAGAUAUCUGUGAUUCUAAUAAUUCAAAGAAAAAUGAUAUUUCUAAUAUGACAAAAACUGUAGAUGAAUCUUUUCAGUUACCUAUAGUAUCUAGGAAACGACGAAGUGCAGAGACAGUAUCACUACCAAAAAGUAAAUAUAAUUAUGUAAAACGAAUGUCAUAUCCUACAGACCAUUGUAAUGAGAUUAACUCAUCUGUAAAGAGAAAGCGAAUGAAUUCUUUUUUCAGUUUACCUUCAUAUGAUAUUUCUUUUUCUAAAAAUAUUAAUAUUGGUUUUAUUGAUACACACUGCCAUCUUGACUUUUUAUUCAAACGUGAACAUUUUCAAGGAACGUAUAAAAAAUAUCAGUUGGAAAAUUAUGAAACUUUUCCUAAAAAUUAUGAAGGAUGCAUCACUAUAUUCUGUGAACCUCAAUCAUUUGCCAAGGUAAUUAUAUUUUGUUAA